AUGAACAAGAUAAGCACCGAUGAACGCCAUCUUGAGACGCCGAGGCUGCAGGUCCUCGCCUCCGCCACGACAGGUGUGACAGAAAAAGGGAUUCUUCAAAUUGAUUAUACCACGACUGCAACAAUGGCGUUCCGUCCGUUUGAUUCCGACAAGGAGCGACAGAUGACCUUUCGCCUUUAUGAAAUGACCACCAGGAAGGGCGCGAGUGUACUGCAGCAGGUCCUGGAGUGGGGCACCUGCGGCAGGCAGCCGGGUCAGUCUUUUGCUGACUACCUUUUCCUUGUGAAGAAGCUCACCAGGGGUCCCAUACGAAAGAAACUCAGCCCCAGUCAGUGGAAGAAGAUGAAGGACCAUGAUUUGGAUGAUUUUGACAUAACGCUGUUGUACUUGUGCAUUCAGUAUGGCUGCGACGGACUCGCUCCUCCUAGCGACAAAAGGUGGGCCGAGUCAGGAGACACUCUAGAGUACAACCUAACUUUGGUCAAGAAUUUCAGAAACGCCUUCCUUCAUGAGGAGUUUAAAGUUGAUGAGAGCAAUUUCCUUCACAAGACGGAGGAACUGAGAAAUAUGCUUAACAAAACACUCAAUAAAGCAGCGGAAAUCUACAACAAGGAUCAACAGCUAGUUGACGACGUUUUGCAAAAACUUAGCCACGAAAUCAACAGUAUCAGAGAUGAGUCGUUGGAUUUGUCCGGAAGAAGCAGCUUGGACUUUGAUAAGUUACGUCGGUAUGUGAAUAGCGAAGGUAAACUAGAAUUAAAAAGGAGGUACAGAGAUAUGUCAAGUAUUGGGCCAGUGUCAAAUCUACUUGAUAAGUACGUAAAAAUGAAAGUACGAAUAGACAAGGUAUUUACCAAAAUACUAAUGAAAGAAGACGAUACUCAAAUUCGUCUCGAAAAUCUCCUUGCGUUGGUGGAGAGAAGGCAAAACCAGAGCCAAACCAGCGACACCACCUUGCUGGUCGAGGGCCCUGCAGGCGUCGGCAAGACAACCCUCACGAGAAAGAUGAUCAGCGACUGGGCCUCAGGAGCUAGUGCCAUGGAAAACCUCCUAGACUAUGAGUUUGUCGUAUUGGUCGAAUGUAGAGUGAGAGAAAUCCAUUCCCUCUCUCAACUCCUGCAGUCUCUCUUACCAACCACAAGCAAGCACGUCCGAAAAGAAUACCUGGUCGAAUGCAUUCAGGAUAACAGGCUUCUGUUUAUUGUUGACGGUUUGGACGAGCUUAACUCAUCCUCGGAGCAAGUGUACAGAGAGAUAAUGAAAUUAGGGGAAUCUCAUGGCAAUGUCACUGUCCUGUGUACAACACGACCAAACAAAGUAACCGAUUUUAGAAGAUGUGUCCCAAACAACUUUAGCAUCAUCCAUGUGCAUGUUCUCGGGAUAGCUGAAGAUGACAGGGAAGAAUUUGUAAAUAACUACAGCCAGGUUCUUGGGAGCACAGAUGAGGAAAGAGACAUCUCUGGCCUUCUUUGCUAUCUGAACAGGAAGGAGAGUCGUCUGCAAGAUCACUGGCGAUUCCCUUUUAAUCUUGUCUUUGUGACAGUCUUGUGGGUUCUUAAACCUGAAGCAGUAAACAGAAUGACUACAGCGACGGAACUUUUCUUAAAGACGCAUGAGCUGUGUCAGAGUAAGUUAAGACAGAGACUGUUCGAUCAUGAAAAGACUUGGAAAUGGGACUUACCUGAAAUGAAAGAAAAGAUGGAUAAAUUCCUUAAGAAACUUUAUGAGGAAGCCCUAAUUAACCAUUGUUGUGACGACACUGUGCUGUCUAAGGCAUCUGUACAGAGACUUAGGGAUAUGUGCAACUAUCUAGAUUUGCCUGGCGCUGAAAUUCUUAGCACGUUCUUAAUCCAAGCAACGUCACUGACAGAGGAAGCAGAAGAGAAGUAUAGUUUCCCCCAUAAAGGACUACAAGAUUUUUUCUCAGCACUUUAUAUCAUGGAAAGUCUCAUCGCUGACAACGUAGACAUUCCUAGAAUUAUAUCUGGCUUUAGGACCGUUCUCUCCAGCAGCAAUGUGCCAUCAGUGACCAGCAAAUACAUCAUACAAAGAAAUCAUGAAAUUUUAAACCAAUUAAAUCAUAAAGCUUGUAGAACAACAAACAGAAUCAGGAGUGCGCUUGAUGCGACUCUUAAAGAAGCUGAGAAGUAUAGAGGGAACCACGCGGUUGCGCUUAAUUUGGUCAAAUGGCAGAACAUUCUGGUUCACCUCACUGGCCUCCUCUACUUGGAAGGCAGAACCAUGGGGGAAGAAACGUCUGCCGAACUGGUGUCGCUGCUCAAGGGAGCUGGCAUAGAAGGCAGGUCCCAGUGGUUGGACUUACUAUCUGAAGUUAAGUAUGAAGCAACAGUGAGCAAAUACAUUGCUCGGGCGAUGCAUAUGAGAGGAGUUAUAAGAGUAACAGACUGCCAUGUUGCUGCAUAUGCCACCGUCUUACCUCAUACACAGCCAUCGAGUGUGGAGAUCCACGUCACUUGCAACCCGCGGGAUGUUCCGCGCCUGACUGAACUCCUAAUGGCAAUUAAGGGGAAAACUUGGGCCAUUAAAAUGGAGUUUCAGCAUGACUUCCGACAUCCAAAAACUGGCGGCAGUAUCCUUGACGAAGAUCUUCGGCAGCUUUUCCAACAGCCGCACAGUAGAGUCCUCAAGUUCAAGGGCCAACUGAGCGCAGCCGCCGCGACGGCUCUGUCCCGUGGCCUUCAGGAGCUCCAGCUGGCCCUGCUCGACGACGCCCACUACGGCGCCCUGCGGCCGUUUCUGUCCUCACUCUCGGAGCGGCGGCCGCCACUCAAGGGCCUCUUACUGCACGUGGCGGCGGGGCUGAGCGAGGCGGCGCUGCAGCCGCUGCCGCGCGUCGACCACCUGGGCCUCGUCUUCGACCACGUGCGCGGGGGCACGGUGGCGUGGGCGAGUGGAGUCGCCCGCAAGCUGCAGCCUGGAGAAGGAUACUUCCACCUCCUCUUCCCCGGCCUUGGCCAAUCCGUGGACGCCUGCUUCAGACUCCUGGAGGAACUUUCUCGCCGUGGAGUCACGGUGCGCAGGGCGGUGCUGGUGUCUCCGGUGGUCGCCCAGGAAGACUAUAUAAGACUGAAUGAAAUUUCCCAACGAGAUAUGGGUUGUAAAUUCCUUGC
Penaeus chinensis is the source of this 3131-nucleotide messenger RNA. RefSeq lists its product as uncharacterized. The record is from RefSeq and is a predicted model, not a curated record. Lineage: Eukaryota; Metazoa; Arthropoda; Malacostraca; Decapoda; Penaeidae.